Molecule: messenger RNA, 1320 nt
Organism: Nymphaea colorata (pocket water lily)
Lineage: Eukaryota; Viridiplantae; Streptophyta; Magnoliopsida; Nymphaeales; Nymphaeaceae
Product: putative leucine-rich repeat receptor-like serine/threonine-protein kinase At2g19230
Exons: 3
Coding region: 33-680 (215 amino acids)
Source: RefSeq, a predicted model, not a curated record
GGUAUGCAGAGUCUCUGGUCUUCUUAGAGGAGAUGGGAAAGUUUGCGGAGGAGAUGAUGGAACGACACGGCGUCCUCUUUCUGCUCUGCUGUGCUGCUGUCCUUUUACUGGGAGGAGCUCAAACGGGGUUUAUAAGCAUCGAUUGUGGUCUAACAGAGACCCCCAGUUACACCAAUGUUGAAAGUGACAAUCUCACUUACGUCUCCGACGACGGGUACGUGGAGACGGGAGUCAAUAUGCCCUUAUUAGAUCCCAACGCCAUUGACGGCAAAACUAACAAGGUGUACAAAACAGUGAGAUCGUUCCCCAACGCCACGAGAAGCUGCUAUCAUCUGCCGGCCACUGUUGGUAGCAAGUAUCUCCUCCGGGCCUCCUUCAUGUAUGGCAACUACGAUGGCCUCAACUCCCCACCAAGUUUCCGUCUCUACCUUGGUGUGGACUUGUGGGACACUGUGACGUUGGCCAGCGCCACCCAUGCCGUUAGGAGCGAGCUGGUCACCCAAGCAGUAGCAAGUGUCCUGUAUGUGUGCCUUGUGAGAACAGGCGGUGGAACACCUUUCAUUUCUUCGUUGAAGCUCCGGCCCCUCCCUAGUACCUUGUAUGCACCAGCCAAUAGCUCGAUUGCGUUGACGACAUUCAGACGGGUAGAUGUCGGAGCAACCAAACGCAUUGAUGGAUAAAUGCUUGAAUCUGUAUCAGAUAGAGAAGCGGACGUUAUUGGUACUUUGCUCGUUGAUAAUGAACGCAUGGAGCUUUUCCACAUCCUCGAGCUUCCACUUCUUUCUCUAGCCAUCUCAAUCUCCAUGGCUUCCUUCAACUCAGCCACAACAUCUCUCAUAGUAGGCCUAAUGAAUGACUUUUCCUGAGUGCAUGACAUUGCUGUGUCCGCAACCUUCCAUAUGGAGCUGAUCUCAUAUUGGCCUUGUAUCCUGGGAUCAAUAAUACUGUUGAUGUCCCCCCUCAAAAGUCUUGGUACUACAAUUUUAACUAUUGGGACAUUUUCUCCUCCAUAACAGGACUACCCCAAAGCCGUAGACAUCACUUUUCUCAGUAACCUUGCCGGUGCACCAAUACCUAAAAAGAAGAAAAAGAAUUAAUCAACGUUGACAUUGCUGCAAGUUUUAGAUAAAAGAGGGUAAGAAGAGAAAAAGAAAAACAGGAGGGUGAUGGAGGAACACAAACAGGAAUCAUAGUCCGAUCUCCCUGUUUGUGCAUAUCAUUGAGUUAGCAGUUGCACUCACACAUAUCGGUACUUGUAUGCCCAUGAUCAUCUAUACUUAUAUAAUUUUUCUUAGUUUAACAAUGUUAAUGCUUUUAAUA